AUGUCUUCUGUGAAACUUGACCAAAACAACAAGAAAGAGGACGAAAACGCCAAAUGUGGAAUGAUGAACGUUAGCGAAGAUUCAGCCACAGAAGUCAAAGAUAGAGAGGAGCAAGAUGGAGGAUACUUUGAGGCCAUGAUGGAACAGAACAACGAGGACGAUAGUGAUGAAUCCAUUGACUCGUUUGUGAGGAGGACGGAAAAGGAGAGCAAACAGAACUUAGAACGCGAGAUGAAGUUCCCAAAGAAAAAGGAGGACGUCAAAGCAACGGCCGAGACCACAGAAAUGUCACUUAAACCAGAAAGUGUUGAAUUGACUUUGCAUGAUACAAGUGAAAAUGGAAAAGAUAAAAUGAUGGAAAAUGAAGGAAAUAAUGAGAUGGCAGGUGAAGGUGACGCUGUAGGUGAAGGUGACGCUGUAGGUGAAGGUGACGAUGAGGUGAUAGGUGAAAGUGACGAAGAGGUUAUAGGUGAAGGUGACAAUGAGAUGGCAGGAGAGGGUGACAAUGAGGUGAUAGGUGAAGGUGACGACGAGGUGGAAGGUGAAAGUGACAAUGAGGUGAUAGGUGAAGGUGACGACGAGGUGGAAGGUGAAAGUGACAGUGAGGUGGUAGGUGAAGGUGACGACGAGGUGGAAGGUGAAAGUGACAAUGAGGUGGUAGGUGAAGGUGACGAUGAGGUGAUAGGUGAAGGUGACGAUGGUUUGAUGACAAGUGAGGGAAAGGAAGACAAUGUGAUGAUGGAGGAGGAGGAGGAGGAGAAGGAUGAAGUAGGUGAAGAAGAGGUGGAUGAUGGAUUAACUGGGAGCCAUGAAGAAGGUGUGGAUGGUAAGGGGAAGAAAAAUGUGUUGCCAGGUGAAGAUGGUGAGAUGACAAGAGAGGAAAAAGAAGAUUUGAUGAUGGGAGAUGAUGAUGAUGUGAUGAUGAAGGAAGAUGAAGCAACAGGUGAAGAAGAAAAGGAAGAUGUUAUGACUGAUGAUGAUGAUGAAGAAAGUGAUGUACUGGGCAGUGAAGAAGAUGACAUUACAGCAGACGAAGAAGGGAACGACGUGAUGACUGGGGAAGACGACGAUGAUGACCUAAUGGCUGGGGAAGGAGGAGAAUAUGAUGACAUGGUAGAUGAUGUUGAGGGUGACAUGAUGGCUUAUGAGGACAUAGAACUGGGGUCGGAGUCCUCUGGGGGCAGCGAGGGCACCGAUUCACUGUCAAACAGUUUUCCACGCAGUAAAUACCCCGACACAAUAGAAAAAAAUGAAAGAAAAGAAGAUGCCAAGAAUGAAAAUGGUAAAACUAGUCAGUCGAAGGUCGAUGAGCGUGGUCUAGAAAACCGUGAGGUCCAGUCUGAUGAUAAAGAUGAACUAAGCACAAGUGGAGGUGACCAAACAGAGACAGAGACAGAAGGUGUUAAUAAACAAAAUAACUCACAAAAUGAAACUGAGAAGAGUGAUUCAAUAUGUAAAGGUAAUGAAGAAAACACAGCAGCAGAACAAGUGAACGCAGACAAGAACGCUGUAGACCGUCGGGAAACAUUAACCUCCGAGGAUCUGAGAGACGGCGAGACCAGCGGGGAGGUUACCGAGGCCGACGAAGACUGUGAAUCUUUAAGCAACGAUGAAGUCCCUAAAGUUAAUAAUUUGGAAACGAAGCAAGUGGUACACUCCCCACCGGCCAUCACCAUCACCAAGUGCGGAAAUGAAAAUCAUCAUAACUACACUCGGGUUGAAAUAUCGAAAAAUGAUGAAAGUGAUGCACAAAACGAGCAAGUGAAGACGAUGGAAGUUCCCGAUGAGGUAGAAGAACCAGAGCAAGAGGCAAAUGAAGUGAAAAGUGAUAGUAGGGGUUUGGGGGGUGAGGGAGGUGAGGGAAUUUUAGAACUGAAAAGUGAGGAAUGUGUGAAAAUUGCACAUACAACAAACAAGAGUGGGGUAGUGAACACAGAGAUCAAGAGUGAAGAAGAUAAGAAACACCAAGUUAUCAGUAAAAAUCAAGAGAAAAAGGUUAGUGAGAGUGAGCCAAGUACAGAUUUGGAUAAAGGUUUAAGAAGGUCGACCAGGACCCAAAUUUUUAUCAGUAAAGAAAGUGGAAUUACUGUUAAAAAAAAAUCUGAUGGAGAUGGAAGUAGAGCAGUUAGCAGAGAUGAACUAGCUGGUGGUGAUGGUGUUACCUUGGUUAAGAAAACUGUGUCAAACAUACAGAGAGUUAAGAGAAAACUCGAGGAAAUCCAGGAAGUGUCCAAAACUGAAGAGGACGCUGCUAUAGAGGAACUCCACAAAAUGAAGAGAGAAAAGACGGAGAUACUGAACAAAAUAACGUCGGAGAUGGGGAGGUUGAAGAGUCUUUUGACUAAAGACAAACUCCUGGAUCAAGAGAAAUGA
Molecule: messenger RNA, 2373 nt
Organism: Homarus americanus (American lobster)
Lineage: Eukaryota; Metazoa; Arthropoda; Malacostraca; Decapoda; Nephropidae
Exons: 3
Coding region: 1-2373 (790 amino acids)
Source: RefSeq, a predicted model, not a curated record